AUGUACUCGUACGAGGAAGAACAAAAGAGAUUGACGAAGUUAUGGCAGGAGGUGCUGUCUGAUGAAGAUGAACACUACAGCAGUCAAGAUGAAGAAUCACUGUUUGGAGACGUCUAUCUUUCUGAUGAAUAUCAAUGUGAGUCGUCAGUAGAUUUUGAAUCAUCAUCGAAGAGGACAUCUUCCAAAUUACGUAAGAAAAAGCACAAGAAACAUCCCCCGAAGAAUGGAGAAAAACGUCAAAAACACCCAAUUACAGGUAGCGAACCGUCGACAAGUGCAACGGGUACGGAAACUUCAAAUAAUGUUUCAACUGAGGCGCAACAUGUUGCUGACGUUAUUGAAAUUGUAAUUGCAAAUAUGACUCAAGACUCUGACUCGGAUUCCGAUGAAACUCUUUUACCGUCAACCACUGAUGCCGCUACGCAAAACACAAACAUCACUUGGGGUCCUGUAACCGGUAACAACUUGCGUCAAAUUAUGUUCUCUGAAGCAAAUACCAUGGGAUUUGAUCCACAAAUUCAUGAAAAUUUCCAUGACAAGACUCCUUGUGAAUUUUAUAGCCUAUUUGUGAAUGAUGACAUCUUAGAGUUGAUGGUCGUGGAAACGAAUAGGUAUGGAGCACAAUGUCUUGCAAAGAAUCAACUUCGACGGGCUCGGAUAACCUCUUGGCAUGAUACAACUGUACCUGAAAUGAAAAAAUUCCUGGGUAUUGUUUUGUGGAUGGGGCUCUGUCAGUUCCCAACGCUUCAAGCUUAUUGGUCCAAGAGCCCUAUAUAUAAGAACUUCAUCACAGGCGUAAUGUCCCGAAACCGUUUUCAGUUGCUAUCUAAGAUGCUACACUUCAGCGAUAAUUCUGAAGUAACCGAAGAUAGGCUUCAGAAACUUACACCACUUGUUCUGAAACUCAAAGAAGUCUUCCAACGAAUAUACGUUCCAGGAGAAUAUGUGUGCAUCGACGAAACAUUGGUGCCAUUCCAGGGACGGCUCAAGUUCAAACAAUACAUUGCCAAUAAAAGACACAAAUUUGGCAUAAAGGUAUUCAAGUUGUGCUUAGAGAGCGGUUACACCUACGACUUCAAAAUAUACUGCGGUAAGGAGCAGACAGAGGGAGGUGGCGUUCCAACUAACGUUGUUUUGAACUUGAUGAAAGAUUUACUUCAUAAAGGGAGAACUCUUUGCACUGAUAACUACUACACCUCAGUAACUCUUGCUCACGAACUACUACGCCGUGAAACUCAUUUGAUUGGAACGUUACGAACAAACAGAAAAUUCAAUCCCAAGAAUGUUAUAACGAAAAAACUCAAACUUGGGGAAACCAUCGCUGAAGAAAGCAAUUCAGGAAUAGUAGUUCAAAAAUGGAAGGAUAAGAGAGACGUGCUGACAUUGAGCACGAAAUAUACCGAUGAAAUGGUGACCGUGCAGAGAAGACGAGGUGAAGUCUGCAAACCAAAAAAUGUUAUCGAAUAUAACAAGUUCAAAGCCUUCAUUGAUAUCGCCGAUCAAAAAAAAAGUUACAAUUCCUCACUACGUAAAACAUUGAAGUGGUAUAAAAAACUUGCCAUUGAACUUUUGACUGGCACUGCUUUCAUCAAUGCUUACAUCGCUUAUAGAGACAUCGCCAAUGAGCCCAUGUCUAUAACAAAAUUCAGAGAAUCAGUAAUAUUUGGUCUUCUGCAACUUGAAGAACAUGAAUAG
Onthophagus taurus is the source of this 1695-nucleotide messenger RNA. The record is from RefSeq and is a predicted model, not a curated record. Lineage: Eukaryota; Metazoa; Arthropoda; Insecta; Coleoptera; Scarabaeidae.